This is a messenger RNA of Daktulosphaira vitifoliae (grape phylloxera), 1662 nucleotides long. Its product is annotated as cell growth-regulating nucleolar protein. Bases 145 to 1566 code for a protein of 473 amino acids. The record is from RefSeq and is a predicted model, not a curated record. Lineage: Eukaryota; Metazoa; Arthropoda; Insecta; Hemiptera; Phylloxeridae. Gene Ontology annotation, cellular component: nucleolus. The transcript has 5 exons. Gene Ontology annotation, biological process: negative regulation of transcription by RNA polymerase II; rRNA processing. Gene Ontology annotation, molecular function: DNA binding.
CACGUGUUCCUCAAAAAAGAAAACGUGAAGAAUUUUUCAAGUACAAUACUUUGUUUUCAUCAUUUUCACUAUAUAUUUUAUAAUAUAGUGUAUGUUUAUUUUUUGAUCACUUUUUUAUUAGAAUUUGAAAUCAAAUCAGAAUCAAUGGUUGUAUUCACUUGUAAUAAUUGUGGUGAUUCAGUGUCUAAACCAAGGGUCGAAAAACAUAUAAAUUAUGAGUGUAAACGUAAACACUUUACAGUUAGUUUCUGCUGUGUUGACUGUUUGAAAGAUUUCAAUAUCGAUACAGUAAAGGAACAUUGUCAAUGUAUAACUGAAGAGCAAAGAUAUUCUGCUAAAGGGUUUGUACCAAAAGCAUCAGCUGAAAAAGGGAAAAGAAAACAAGCAAGUUGGGUCGAUAUUGUACAAUUGGUAAUUGAUAAAAAAGAUUUGCAAAAUGAUGAACGUCAAUUCUUAAGUAUCAUAGCAAAGUUUGAUAAUGUUCCGAGAAAGAAAAAUAAAUUCCAGAAUUUUUGUUUUUCUACUGCUCCUGCAUAUCGUCAAAAAGGAUAUUUAGUUGACAAAGUAUUUGACAUGAUUGAAGCUGAAUAUAAAGCACAGCUAUCAGAAAAUUCCAACAUUAAAACAUCAGAAAAUGUUAACAGUAAUCAAUCUACUGAAAGUACAUUGCAAACUAACAUAACCACAGAUAAGUGUCAAAUUGACAAAGAAAAUAAUAAUAUAGUAAACUCUGAAAAAAUUGUAGAAGCACAACUAGAGAAGAAGAAGAAAAAAAAAGUUAAAAACUCAGAAUUUUCAGAAAACAACAGUGAAAAUUUAUCAAAAAAUGUAGAAUCAUCUCCAGAAAAGAAUAAAAACAAAAAACAUACUUUAGAACUAAUUUCAAGUACCAGUGAACAUAAUCCAGAAUUAAUUGCAAGUGUAAAGUCAGUAAAAAAGACAAAAAAGAAAAAGAAAUCAUUAGAAAAUAGUGUUUCUACAGAAGAAAAUGGAUUAAAUAAUGAAAAACUUGUACAAACUGAAAAAAAGAAAAGGAAUAAAUCACUUGAUAAUAGUAUUACUAAUAUUAUUGAAAAUGGACAUUCUAAAAAAAUCUCUGAACUAAUUGAAAAUGAAGAAAUUAAAGUUGAAUUGAGUAAAAAAGAAAAAAAGGCAUUAAAAAAGAAAUUAAAAUAUAAGCAAGAAGUUGAAACUGUUACUAAUGGUGUUAUUAUAGAAACACCAGAACCACUAUCAAAAAAGAAAAAAAGAAAGUUGGUGAGUAAAGAAGAUACUGAAGAGCCACAGCAAAAAGUUAUAAAAACUGAAAAAGCUUCUCAAAUACCAGAAAUUCAAAAUGGUCGUAAAUUUAAAUGGAAUGAAGCGAUCUUUCAAAUAAUUCAAUGUAAAAAAGGAAAACCUAUUUCAAUAAAUAAAAUUAAGAAAAAAGUUAUGAAUGAAUACCACUUUUUUAAUGAAUCAACUAAUAAAUCUGAAUCUGAUCUAGAAAAAUUAUUUCUAAAAAAAUUGAAAAAAUUAAAAAAUGUUCAAAUUGAUAAUGAUAAAGUACAGUUAAUAGAAUGUUAAUCUAACUUUUUAAAGUAAAUGUUGAAUACUAUUGUUAAUUAAUAUUUUUUUAAUUUGUAUUAUUGACUUAAAAAUAUAUUUAAAAAAUUAUCAUAA